Dimorphilus gyrociliatus is the source of this 1757-nucleotide messenger RNA. NCBI's taxonomy places the organism in Eukaryota, Metazoa, Annelida, Polychaeta, Dinophilidae. The record is from the annotation of a GenBank genome assembly.
AAGUUUGAUGCAUAAAUCAAUGCCCUUUACAGCCUAGCAAGUUUAAAGAAGGUAUACCCCAACGUAUGUUAUAUGGUGCAUUCUGGAGCAACGAUAAACAUGAUUCGCUUUUUGUUCUUUGUUCUUCUUUAUACACAGCAGUUUCUUCAAAUAGAGUCUAGAGAUAAAUGGAAUUACAAGGACCAAGAUAAUUGGAAGAAUAAUAAAGAAUGGGCGAAAUGCGGUUAUGAUGAACAAUCUCCCAUUAAUAUAAAUGAAAAUGCCUUGGUUCCCGCAAAAUUUGAACCAUUUAAAUUUGAAGGUUAUGAAAACCAUGCUUGUAACAUGACCCUGACUCACACUGGCCAUUCAAUAAAAAUUUCAACUUGUCAUGAUCAUAUAAUAUCAGGAGGAGGACUGAAUGGAAAAUUCAAAUUGGAUCAUGUUCAUUUUCACUGGGGUACAAAAGAAAAUCCUCAAGGCGAGCAUAUUUUAAACAGCGGAAAUACAAUAAGAAAGUUUAAAGGUGAAAUGCAUUUUGUCCAUCAUCAUUUAGACAAAAAGAGUGUAAAUGAUGCUGCUUCCGAGCACAAUGGCUUGGCUGUUUUGGGUGUAUUUAUUGAGGUUAACAAAGAAAAAAGUGCUGUAUUCGAUAAAAUCGAUGAACAAAUUGGAAAAUUACUUUAUGAAGAAAAAACCGUAGAUAUACCCGAAUUUCCAUUUAUUAACCUAUUCCCAGAGGAUAGAAAUAAAGUUAUCAGGUAUCAGGGAAGCCUUACAGUUCCUCCUUGUCACGAAACUGUAACCUGGACGUUGUUUACAGAACCCGUUUACAUCUCACAGGAACAACUCGAGCACUUGUAUACGAUGUACGAUGGCAAAGAUAACUCGAAUGGGCUACUCUUAAACAACUACAGGAAAACUCAACCUCUAAACGGUCGUACAACUUAUCUGGCCGAUUUGAACUUAAAUCCAAAUUCUGGCCAACAAAACCAUUAUGCAUUGGUUAUCAUAUCCAUCCUAAAUUUAUUAAUGUUGCUAAUCCUUUAGAUAAAAACAGAACUUAAAUGUAAAACAAUGAAAGAACUAUAGAAUAACUAUGUUCUAUAAGAUUCUUCUAUCCGUAAAAAAGAUUAUUUUUAACGUUAGCCAGCAGUUAUUGAUUAUCAAAAUAACCCGCAGUCCCGUGUUUUUUUCUUCCCCUCGCUCUAUCUUUUUUCCUUUCCUGUUCUUAUAAAAAUAUCCUAGCUAACAAAAGAAAUGGAUCAAGUUCUAUAAAUAUUCCAUGAAAUAAUAAUAACAAGUAUUGAUGUAUUUGAUAAAAGUUGAUUUAAAGAAGAAAAGACAAAUAUACUGGACAAAAGAAAGCAUCAAGAGAGAAUACAUUUAAAUUUGUAUCACUAUUAAUAUAUACAUAUAUAUGUAUAUAUAUAUACUGUAUGCAAUAUGUGUGUAUAGUAUCCAUAUAUGAAAAAUGCAGCCGGAAAUUGGUCAAUUAUCCUUUUCCCUUUCUCUCUCCUACUCAGAUGUUCUGCCAAUUAUAUAAUACUUUUCUGUUUUCAUUUUAUAUUGUAUAAAUAAAAAAAUAACGUUGUAUUUCUGUUCUGUUUUUACGUGUUAGAAUCGGUACAAAAUGUAAAAAGAAUGUGUGCUGUUGUGUCUAAUUAGUACUCUCAGUCUUUAACUUUAAAUCAAUAAUAAAUGUAAUAUGUCAAAUUAACGUAUAAUAUUUGCAAUAUAGAUUCUUUACUUUCUUUCAUUUUUUUUUUGAAAGUAUU